Molecule: messenger RNA, 5731 nt
Organism: Scophthalmus maximus (turbot)
Lineage: Eukaryota; Metazoa; Chordata; Actinopteri; Pleuronectiformes; Scophthalmidae
Product: huntingtin-interacting protein 1-related protein
Exons: 33
Coding region: 350-4609 (1419 amino acids)
Biological process (GO): endocytosis; actin filament organization; clathrin coat assembly
Cellular component (GO): clathrin-coated vesicle; actin cortical patch
Molecular function (GO): clathrin light chain binding; phosphatidylinositol-3,5-bisphosphate binding; clathrin-cargo adaptor activity
Source: RefSeq, a predicted model, not a curated record
ACUUAGCCAUCGUGUCACUACUUUUUUAUAAAAAAUAUUUAUUUACAAACCUCAUACCCGAGGUAUUUUACCGGCCGACAGUCGCAACUUUUAACAAACCCAUUGUUGAUUUAGUGUGUUUUUGUUAUGUCCAGUGCGCGUUUUUACGGAUUUAGUAAAACGUUGGAGCGCUUUUACGCACAAGAGAAACGACUUCAUCGGCUCUCGGUUCUGCUUUGUUCAGAAAAGGCUGGUUAGUUCAUGCGUGACAUGCGCGCUGAGCUUGUGACGAACCAAUUGUUUAAAGGAGGCGAAGAGCUGAAACCUGGGCAGACAGAGGCCAUCUGACUUCUGAGGCACAGGGACUAAGAUGAGCAAACCAAAAAACAAAAGCGACAAUAAGACGGAGAAGGCUUUGGCUGCGGAGAAGGAGCAGUUUGGUAAACAACAGCUCCACAGCAUCAGCAAAACCCUCACCUCCGGUGAAACACCGCCCAAAGAGAAAUAUGUACGCAAUAUUAUCAUGGGGAGUCACAAGGAGGGUGGAGCUUCCACCUUCUGGUCCUACAUCCUCAACCUGCCUCUGUCAAGCAACUCCAUGAUCAGCUGGAAGUUCUGUUACCUGCUGCACAAACUGCUUAGGGAUGGACACCGAAAUGCUGUUGCAGAUUCUUACCGGCGCUGUCGCAACGUUAAAGAUAUGGGCGUCCUCUGGGGAAACUUGCACGAUCGAUAUGGCCACAUCGUCGCCUUGUCAACCAAAUUCCUCUGCCUCAAAAUGGAAUUUCAUGCAAAGCACAAGGUGAUCCCAGGCAACCUGGAAGCCAGCGAUGACACUUUGGAGAGGGAAGCAGGAACUGACAUGAACAAAGUGUUGGAUAUGACCCAGGAGCUGUUGGAUUAUAUGGACGCUGGACUGAAGAUGGCAGAGACAGUUCUGCGUCAGCUCGAUGCCAACGGGGCCAAAUCUACAACUGCAGCUGGACAGUGCAGACUGACUCCUCUGAUUCCACUCAUACUGGAUUGCAGCUUCCUCUACCACUUCUCUGUCCGGCUGAUGUUCAAACUUCACAGCCGCAUCCCCCCAGAUGCUCUUCUUGGACAUCGAGAGCGGUUCCGCGAUCUGUUUAUGAGCCUCACACAGUUCUUCGACAGAGCCAAGGAAACGGAGUUCUUCAAGAGUAUCAUCCAGAUCCCAGAUCUUCCAGAUGCCCCGCCAAACUUCCUCCGUGCUGCUGCCUUGGCUGAGUAUAAAAAGCCAGUGGUGGUGAUGCCCAACGAGGAGCGGCAUGAGGAGGAGGAGGAGGAGGUGGAGACACAGCCGGAGUUUAGGGAAGCACCACAGAUGCCACAGUACUAUUUGCUCAACCAAAUGACAGCACCUGAUACAUCGCUGGAACAGAGAGAAACGGAGAGUGAGAGCAUGAGAAGGGAGCUAGAGGUGCUGAAACCAGAGCUACAGCUCAUCAGGAUUGAGGCCCAGAGGUGUGUGACUGAGUUAAAGGGUCAAGUGAAUCGUCUGGAAGCCGAGGUUGAGGAGCAGCGCACCCACAAGCAGAUGGCAAUGGUGGAAAAUGAACACCUGCGGAUGGAAGUGGAGGCCUUGCGGUGCACUAAUGUCGCCAAUGUCGGGGCACACAUUGGAUUCAAAGAGGCAGAUGGUAGAGCUCAGGCAGCGGAGCUUCGUUUCACUCAACUCAAAGAGAGACACGCCGAGCUGAUCACUAGUCACGCCGACCUAAUGAAGAAGAGCACAGAAACAGUGAAGGCGCUGUCCAGUACAAAACAAGACCAAGGCGAUUUACUGAGAGCAAAGAAACAGCAAGAAAGUGAGCUGGAAAAUCUACGGCAGGAGAAAAGAAACGCAAUGAAUCAGCAGCAGCAGGAGGCCGACCGCCUCAACAAAGAAUUACUGGAGAAAAGAGCAGAACUGGCCCUCCUUCGCAGUACCCUGGAAAAUAAGGAGAUGGAGGGAUCUCAGGUGAGCGGCAGCCUGGCAGCUAUGCAGGCAGAGCGGGAUGUGCUGCUGCGUUCUGCCAGAGAGAGGGACGCAGAGCUGGCCUCGCUGAGACAGCAGGCACAGCGGCAGCAGGGCUCGCUGGACCUGGAGAUAGACCGCAGCAACAGAGAGCUGGAGGCACUGAGAGCUCAACUGCAGCAACAGCUUGCCAUCAAUGCAGAGCAGAAGCUGGAGAUCGACAGGCUGAGGCGAGAGCUGGACUCAACACGAGCAGAACUGACUCGUGCCAACAACACCCUGCAGAGCAAAGAAAUGAGUGGCACCCAGCUGAGCAGUACACUGGCAGGGCUGCAGGCGGAGAGGGAGGGGUUGUUGCAGUCAGUGAGAGAGCAGCAGGUCGAGCUGAACUCCCUCAGGCAACAAGCUCAGCUCCAGCAGAGCUCCCUGGAGCAGGAAAGGCAGCGGAGCAGCAUGGAGCUUGGAAGCUUGCAUGCCCAGUUACAGCAGCAGGCCUGUCGUGAAGGCGAGCUGGCCCAGAAGCUACAGGACGAGCAGUUCUGUCUGCUGCAGUGCGCCGUGGUGGAGGCCGAGGGCAUCAUACUGGACGCUGUGGCCAAAGUGGACGACCCCAUCCACGUGCGCUGCAUUAGCUCACCUGAUUAUUUGGUGAACCGAGCUGAAAUCACUCUGAGUUCCAUAGACAAGAUGCAGCAGAGCCACGUGGUCUACCUGGGAAACAGGCAUGAUGCCAGCGGUUUGCUGAGAGCGGUCACACAGUUCUCUCACCUCGCCGCCGACACGAUCGUCAACGGAGCGGCGACAUCGCACUCUGCCCCCACUGACAUAGCUGACCGCUUGACGGACAGCUGUCGGGACUGUGCAAACCACUGUCUUCAGUACUUGAAGGAUCUGAAGCUUCAGGCCAGUUUACAGAGAGCAGACCCCUCUGUGAUUCGCUACACUGUUCAACGGCUCCUCUCUUUGGGACAGGAUUUGCAUCCGAAAGGGCAGGAUGUGCUAAAAGAAGAGCUGGGAAGCAUGGUGGACAGAGAGAUGAUCGCCACCUCUACUGCCAUCGAGGAGGCUGUGCUGCGAAUGGACGAGAUACUGAAUCAGGCAAAGAGAGACAUGACUGGUAUUAAGCUGGAGGUCAACCAGAGUAUACUGGGAUCCUGCUCAGACCUGAUGAAGGCUGUUCAUAUGCUGGUGACAGCCGCCACUGACUUACAGAAAGACAUCGUGGAAGGAGGCAGGGGAGCAGCAUCUGUUACAGACUUUUAUGCCAAAAACUCUCGCUGGACAGAGGGACUCAUCUCUGCUUCCAAGGCAGUGGGCUGGGGUGCCACACAGCUGGUAGACUCAGCUGACCUGGUUGUGGGUGAAAAUGGGACGUACGAGGAGCUCAUCGCCUGUUCGCAUGAGAUUGCCGCGAGCACUGCCCAGCUGGUUGCCGCCUCAAAGGUGAAGGCCGACCGCAACAAUAAGAAGCUGAACACACUCCAACAGGCCUCGCGACACGUGAAUGACAUGGCCGCUGUGGUCGUCACCUCCACCAAACAUGGGCAGCGGCGGUUCUCUGACCAGGGUACAAUGGACUUCUCUGGCAUGUCUCUGAUCAAGCUGAAAAAAGAAGAGAUGGAAGCUCAGGUGAAGGUGCUGCAGCUGGAGUGCCAGCUGGAGCAGGAGCGGGUCCGCCUGGGGGAGCUGAGGAAGAGGCACUACGACCUCGGUGACUCUGGGACUGAGGCACAGGAUGCACCCGAUCACUUCCCGCCGCCGCCGCCGCCCACUCUUCUCGAGUCCACGCCGGUGCCUCCAUCCUUUUCACAAACAAAGCCUUAUCUGAACACUAAGAGCUUUGCGCCGAGCAACCCGUUCGCCCCGACUCAAAUACAACCCUUCCCGCUGCCGCAGUCAUACACACCAACAAACACCUACACACAGGCCCAAGCUUACACACCGUCUCAAGCCCACACACCGUCUCAAACAUUGUUUCAAACACCGUCUCAAACCUACACACCGUCUCAAACACCGUCUCAAACCUACACACCGUAUGAAACACCGUCUCAAAACUACACACCGUCUCAAACACCGUCUCAAACACCGUCUCAAACCUACACACCGUCUCAAACACCGUCUCAAACCUACACACCGUCUCAAACACCGUCUCAAACACCGUCUCAAACCUACACACCGUCUCAAACACCGUCUCAAACCUACACACCGUCUCAAACACCGUCUCAAACACCGUCUCAAACCUACACACCGUCUCAAACACCGUCUCAAACCUACACACCGUCUCAAACACCGUCUCAAACCUACACACCGUCUCAAACACCGUCUCAAACCUACACACCGUCUCAAACACCGUCUCAAACCUACACAGCGUCUCAAAUACCGUCUCAAACCUACACACCAUUUCAAACCUACACACCUUCCCAGCCCUACAUCCCAGCUCAGCCUUUCACACCAAACCCAACCCAAAGUUACUUAAAACCUCAUUCAUUGUCACAGCUCUCGUCUCACACUUCGCCGCCGGCUCAGCCUCAGACGACUCCACAGAACAACACUGAGAACACCAAACCAACUUUUAAGAAGCCAAAUAUCUUCACUAAAUCUGGAAACUUGCUGAAGAACGCGUUCAAACGAGGCGAAACAGGGGAAUCCUGAAGUACGACUGAAAAAGAAGACAUGAUGAUUUCACUUCCGCAUAAUGGUUUUAAAUAUUAGAAAACAAUGACUUUAUUUAACUAACCCAUUUCUCUGGCUUACCCGUUCCAUUAAAUGUGCAAAUGAAACCAUAACAUUAUACUUCCUUUUCCAGCUCACCUUUGUGAUCAUAGUGAUGCUUAUAUUCUCUGACAUUGCACAUAAAAGUAAGAGAUGAAUUCCUGCACACUGUCAACACUGAGUUUAAAAAAAAUAAAAAAUACAAUAUUUUCAUUCAUGGAAAACAAAACUGCUUAGAAGCAUGCACGUCUAUUAGGGGAAAUAUUAUAGACAAUGUACACAGAAGAAAAAUAUUAAAGAUCAUAAAAAUCAGCUGAAUUUAGCAGUUUUCAUUUUCACUAAUUGUUCUACACUCUGUUUGACAGAGACUAAUUUGUUCCCUUGUGCAGUGUGAUGUCUCACCAUCCCAGUGAUAGAGAUUUCUGAAUACAUUACAUUACAUUUAGCAGAUGCUUUUGUCCAAAGCUACUUACAGUAUAGUGCAUUCAACCAUGAAGAUAUUACCCAAAAGGUACAAGAAUAAGAGUACAUAAAUACAACAAGAUAAAGUGCGUUCCUGAGCGUGUGACUCAAUAGGUGUGAUUCAACACAAGAGCAACAAAAAUAAAAUAAAAGUAAGAAAAAUGUAUGCUGUAAUAUUAUCUACACAUCUAAGACAGAGAGAUAAGUCAGUGUUUCACUUUACAUUGAUUAACAGGUUGCAAACACUGUAUUGCUCAUGACUUAACUUCCUAUAAAGUGAAAUAGGCAGGAGAAAUGUAAAUCAAAUCAAUAUUGGCCUUUAAUGUAGCACCAGUUCUCUACAGUGUUUUUCAGAGUAUCGUGGAGAGGCUGCCUCAGUUGUUCUGUGGAUCUACUUCUGUCGCUUCAUGUGAUCCCAGACUGACUGCAUGCUUCUCUGUGGGGUUUCAACAUCUGCUGCAGGACUCCUUCCCUUCUUCUUUUCUCUCAACAUAGUUCUCUAUGACCCUGGCUGUGUGUUUGUCCUGCUGCAGAGGGACUUAGGUACCGAUCAGACACCUCCAUGAUAAAAUCUAAAUGAUUAAAAGUUGUUUUUCAGUU